Molecule: messenger RNA, 1758 nt
Organism: Colletotrichum spaethianum
Lineage: Eukaryota; Fungi; Ascomycota; Sordariomycetes; Glomerellales; Glomerellaceae
Product: putative U3 small nucleolar RNA-associated protein 7
Exons: 2
Coding region: 1-1758 (585 amino acids)
Biological process (GO): rRNA processing
Cellular component (GO): Pwp2p-containing subcomplex of 90S preribosome; small-subunit processome
Molecular function (GO): protein binding
Source: RefSeq, a predicted model, not a curated record
AUGGCAAAAGAGCAACCGUUCGAGCAGUUUUCCGACGAGGAGGAGGAACUGACUUCUUCGGAAGAGUCAGAUCUCGAGGAGGAGACCCCGCGCCAGCGCAAACCGAAGCCCGUUUUUGACGAAAAGGAUUCCGACGAGGAGGAGCUCGAGAAGUUGGUCUUGGGAGGGAAGGCCGACUUCCGCGAACAGCUUUUCCGGAACGAUGUGCUCGGCGAUAUCGAACGACUGGAGAAGGAGCAGAACCUUCAGCUCACCAAGCCCGACGAUCCCACACUAGAGGACGUUGCCGACCACGACCUCUUCUUCCUCGACACCGGCGUCCCCACGGCGAAGAGCUCUCAGGCCGGCAAGGCGGGCAAGCAAGAACCGGCGGCCGCAGAAGGCGCGCCUGCGUGGGAAGACAGCGACGACGAGCGAUUGACGGUCUCCCUGGCGACCGCUACGAGGUUACGAAAGUUGCGCCUUACCGAAGCUGAGGACGUGGUUAGCGGCGCCGAGUACAGCAGAAGAUUGAGAACCCAGUUCCUCCGCCUGAACCCCCUGCCGAAAUGGGCGCAAGAACCUGAAGGCCGGCCCGCGAAGAGGAGAAGACGCUCGUCCGCUGCCGCCUCCGACUCCUCCAUCAGCUCCGACGACGAGGGCAGCGACACGGAGCUGUCCGCUGCCCUCUGGAGAAGUUCCUCCGCGACGGACGCCACGGGCAAGACCCGCCUCAGGCCCGAGGUCAUCGACAUCCAGCGCACCCGCGAGAUCCCCGACACCCACAAGGCCGCCGUCAACAACCUGUCCUUCCACCCGAAAUACCCCGUCCUCCUCUCCUCCAGCGUCUCCUCCGUGCUGUACCUGCACCACCUCAACCCGACGGCCCACCCGACGCCGAACCCGAUGCUCACCUCGGUGCAGGCAAAGGGCGUCGACGUCCGCCGUGCCGAGUUCCUGUACCCGGCGGGCGACCAGAUCUUCUUCGCCGGACGGCGCAAAUUCUUCCACAGCUGGGACCUUGAGUCCGGCCACGUGCAGAAGACGAGCCAGAUCCAGGGCCACAAGCUCGAGCACAAGACCAUGGAGCACUUCAAGCUCAGCCCCUGUGGGCGGUACAUGGGCCUCGUGGCGUCGAUGAGGAAGGGCGGCGGUAUUAUCAACAUCGUCAGCACCGAGUCGAGGCAGUGGAUCGCCGCCGCGCGGCUGGACAGCCGGCACGGUAUCGCCGACUUUGCGUGGUGGAGCAACGGCGACGGACUCUCGAUCCUGGGCAGGGACGGCUCCGUCGGCGAGUACAGCAUGGUCGAGCGGAAGUUCCUCGCGGUGUGGCGCGACGAGGGCUGCGUGGGCGGCAUCGUCAUCGCGCUGGGCGGCCACCAGGGCCCGGAGCUCCUGGGCGACGACCGCUGGGUCGCUGUUGGAUCCAGCAGCGGUAUCACCAACAUCUACGACCGCGAGACCCUCAUCAAGACGUCCAAGACGGGCGAGGUCAGCGUCCAGGAGCAGCCCGAGCCAACGCGCCGCUUCGAGCAGCUGGUCACGCCCAUCACGGUGCUGACCUUCUCGCCCGACGGCCAGCUACUGGCUUUUGGCAGCAGGGAAGCCAAGGACGCGCUGCGUCUCGUCCACCUGCCCAGCUGCACCGUCUACAGAAACUGGCCCACGGCGCAGACGCCGCUGGGCAGGAUUACGAGCGUGGCGUUUGGACGGAGCAGCGAGCUUCUCGCGGUUGGUAAUGACACGGGCAAGAUUAGAAUGUGGGAGAUACGGAGUUAG